Messenger RNA from Leptidea sinapis, 369 nucleotides. RefSeq lists its product as uncharacterized. Bases 1 to 369 code for a protein of 122 amino acids. The record is from RefSeq and is a predicted model, not a curated record. NCBI's taxonomy places the organism in Eukaryota, Metazoa, Arthropoda, Insecta, Lepidoptera, Pieridae. The transcript has a single exon.
AUGGCCAAGGUUCUUGAGCGUUUCAUCCACUACUACACAAGCGCCGUAAGUAUUGAAGAUGGUCAGUUUGGGUUUCAACCUCAAGUCUCAACCGACAUGGCUAUAUUCGCGCUAAAGCAGGUUUUCGGUUACUACAAGCAGGGAAACACUGCAGUCUAUGCGUGGUUUUUAGAUAUAAGUCGCGCCUUUGAUACACUUAAUCACGAUCUGCUGUGGAAGAAGCUGCGGGACACAAGUGUCCCUUCUGAGAUUGUUGGCCUCCUCGAGUAUUGGUACCGUAACCAGACGAACAGUGUCAGAUGUGGAUCUGAACUGUCAGACUGCUAUCAGCUCCCAUGUGGUGUGAGACAGGGGGGCUACCUCUCCUGA